Messenger RNA from Tribolium madens (black flour beetle), 2270 nucleotides. RefSeq lists its product as uncharacterized. Lineage: Eukaryota; Metazoa; Arthropoda; Insecta; Coleoptera; Tenebrionidae. The transcript has 5 exons. The record is from RefSeq and is a predicted model, not a curated record. Bases 190 to 2118 code for a protein of 642 amino acids.
UCUGAAUGAAAAUAGCCACACCAGUGUUUGACAUGUUUUGUGACAUUCAUAACAAUAAUAACAACCAUUUCAAUGGCUUUUCUUCAUUAAAAUUGUAAACUGAUACUUUUCUUAUCAUGAUUAUUGAGAUAAGAGUCCCGAAAUGAAGUUGUUUAAGGGGUGGUGGUAGUGAACGGUUUCAAUUACAAAAUGCGCGUUAUUAGAACAAUGCAGGUCAGAAAAGUGUUUCUCCUGGCCAUAUCUUCAAUAUUUGGUAUUGUGAUGUUACUUAUAAUAACCCACGACUCUCCGAUUAACGACAUUGAUCGAAAAUUCCGACUGGAGAAGAUCGACGAACUGAUUCACUCCCAGGCCAGCUCCCUCGCUUGCAAACAGCCCAAUUUGCCGGUAUUUUCCCCCGAAAUGAUGAAAUUCGUCCAUGAAGAGUCCCCAAUUGACUGCUCAUCAGCAGGGACGGAUUGGGUGAAAUGCGAAGGUAGCGAGUGUCGAAUCCAAGACGAAAUCAAGGCGAAAUACGGCCGAGUCACGUGCUCCUUCACUGAUAUAAUCCGAAUCAACGAUUUUGAAUUAACAAAUGGGGAAACGACCCACUCAGAUUCGUACUACAAACUCGAGAAAAGCGAUGUUGUUAAAGUCUCAUGUCGCUCGCAAACCGCCCAAUGGUCGGCAACCCUCACCGGGAUUCGUCUGGAUAAAACCAUCUGGGAGAGGGCGAGUUGGAGUAAAUUGCCCCCAGACGCUGUAAAAUACAACGUUUUGAUGUUCGGUUUUGACUCAAUUUCGCGCAACUCUUUCGUGAGAAAACUACCAAAAAGUUACAAGUUUUUGACUGAAAUCUUGCACGGAGAUGUUUUGCAAGGGUACAACAUCAUCGGUGAUGGGACCCCACAAGCGCUAAUCCCGAUUUUGACCGGGAAAACCGAACUGGAACUCCCUGAUACCCGAAAACGUUUCACGAACACGAAAUUCGUGAACUCGUACCCUUUUAUUUGGAACGAGUAUAGGAAUGCAGGGUACGUGACUGGAUUUUAUGAGGAUGUUCCCGAAUUGGGGACUUUUACAUAUCGCCUGAACGGUUUCAAUGAGACGCCAACUGACCACUACAUGCGGCCAUAUUACCUUGCGUCAUUGGGGGAAAGACGCAAAUGGCCCAAACUUUGCACCGGGGAAAUACCCAGACAUCAAGUCAUGUUCAAUCAAAUAAAAAAUUUUUUCACAGUUUAUAAACCGAAACCUAAAUUUUUGUUUGGGUUUCACGGCGAGUUGUCACAUGAUGAUUACAAUUUGGUGGGGGUUGCUGAUGAUGAUUUCUUCGAGUUUUUACAUUUUUUGAAGGAUUCGGGGGUUUUGGAUGACACGAUUUUGAUUGUUAUGGCAGAUCAUGGUCAUAGAUUUGCAGAAAUCAGGAAUACGAUUCAAGGGAAACAAGAGGAACGUUUACCGUUUUUCUCAUUCACUUUUCCCGAAAGUUUCAAGAAACAUUUUAAACAAGCUUACGAAAACUUUCAACACAAUAUUGAUAAGUUAUCAACGCCGUUUGAUGUCCAUUUUACGUUAAAAAGUUUGCUGGAAUUGAAUGACAUUGGGGAGGCGAAUAUUAAUUACCGAGCAGUUUCGCUUUUCACAAAAAUUCCGGGUGAGCGGAGCUGCUCUCAUGCAUACAUUGAGCCCCACUGGUGUGCGUGUCUAGACUGGGAGAAAAUCCCCCUUUCUGACCCCAUAGUGAACCGCAUAUCAAAUCUAUUAAUUGCCACUUUAAACGACUACACGAAACCCCACCGCCACAUGUGUCAAGAAUUAUCAGUGGCUGAUAUCGAAUGGGUGAUGAGAAUGACGCCCAAUGAAAAUCUCUUAAAGUACAAUAAAAACGCCGAUUUGGAUGGGUUUGUUGCCGAUUUGUCGGCAAAAAUCAAAAUCAAAACAAAUUUGUAUCAAAUCAAAGUGGUUGUGACACCUGGAAAUUCCGUUUUUGAAGCCAGUGUGACGUAUUUCAUUGAUGAGGACAAGUUGAAUGUCAAAAUGAGUGAUAUAAGUCGAGUCAACAUGUAUGGGAAACAAGCGCGAUGUGUGGAAGAUAAUCUACCAGACUUGAGAAAGUAUUGUUAUUGUAAAGAUUAGUUUUGUGGAAGAAAAACUCGCUGAAUGAUCAAAAACCUUAAAAUAUGUGAUGUAGGCAGCACAAACAAAUUGUUUUAAUUUAUUUAAGUUCCGCAACUAUAUUUUGUAUUUGUUUCACAUGUGGAAAUUACAUGAUUUGUUUCUGUUUUUUA